AGUUUCAAAUAUUACAUUGGCGAUUAAUGUGCAAGAUGAAAAUUAAAUUUUCCGCGUAUUUUACGCAAUCAUAAAACGCGUAUUUUAGAAAUAAUUUAAGACGUUUUGUGCGAUCUUUAACGUAAGGAACAAUGAAUACGAUAUUAUUGACGAAUUCAAUAAUAAGAAUAUUUAAAUUCAAAAUAAAGUGAAUAAUGGAGAUGUUACGUUUACUUUUGAAUAUGUUUCUUCGAUAAUGGCAUUACUGCGUUCGUGUUUUUGCUGCGGAUUAGCCAUAGCAGCUGGAUUUUUAGCUGUAUAUCUAGUUAUAGCUUAUAUGGUAGCUUUUGGAUUUGAACUGCUAUGGAUACUGGAAUCAGACACUGUCCUUCCCACAGCCGCGAUGCUAUUGUGCGCAGGAUACUUUGUCGUUGGACUGUUUGCAGCCCUUUUAAUUCACGGAAUCGCAACGGUAUAUAAUAAAUUUUACCCUUUUCAUUCUUUCAUUAUCAUCAUUUUUAUCUCUAAAAUGAUUAGGUACCUAAUAAACAUUAAAAAUUUGCUCAAUUCUGUUGAGUACUUAUCUCUUUUAAAUCGCUACUGUAUAAUCACGAAAAAAAUUAUCAAAUAUUAUCACCCUAAGGUCGUCAGUCCUAAAACUGGUCGGAUACGUCGUCAUAGGUUGGAGUUGCUGCUCCCAACAUCGAAGAUGGAAGGACCUUUGAAGAAGUCGCCGUGCUGGCGAAACAGGGUUGGUUCACUUUAUGGCCUGACUGAGCUUACGUGCUGGUUUGCAAGGAUAAUCAGCAACGUGGUUGAGUUUAUAUUGGUGCAGUCCCUUUAUUCCACAUGGAAACAAGAGGAACUAAUAAACAAGCGCUUGAGAGAUCUCCAUUCAACGGUCGUUCCCCUCCCACGAGAUUCUAGUCUUAAUUUAAGUACUUUAGGAACUGUUGCUUAUCAUAACAACGGUUUUGAUGGAUCGAUGGAUCGAAUUGGCAGUGGUAUCAAAAGGUCAAUGUCAAAUCCACAAAUUUGGAAUGGAAAUCUUCUAAACAACGCCUUUAUGUACCAAUAUGGUCUUUCGGAAAGCGAGUUCAAUGCCAGUACCUUUAGCCCGUCUCAAAUGGUCCACAGUGACAAACAAAUCAAAAAGGCUCAAUCAUUAAUAGAUUUCCCAACAGUAGAUGAGAUACCCAUAAAAGAAAACCUGAAACAACAGUGGCAACCGUGGAUGUCAUCAACCCUUGAAACGAAUAGUGUUAUCAUGCCAACUUACAACACGUACAGCACAUACAACCCCCGGAUGUUAGCCAAGUGCAACAUGUCAGUGGAUGUAUUAAAAAAAUAUGCGUCGAUGGACGCCCUGAAUGAUAUAAAUCGCAAUCACCAUAUCAUUAGACACCGAACAGGGUUCUACGCUCAACCCCUUCCCGAUUGUGACGUGCCCAUAUACUACGGACCCUUGGAUGGGCCAGACUUUUUAAUAUACAAGAAAAAAAUGGACAAACUGACGAGCAAAAAUUCUUUAAGUAAUACAUCAACUGAUGACGUGCAAAAAUAUAGAGACGUUGCAUUGUAAAAAUAAUGUAUACUGGUCUCGUUUUUAGUGCAAUCUUAUUAUUAUUUGUUUUUUCA
This is a messenger RNA of Agrilus planipennis (emerald ash borer), 1617 nucleotides long. RefSeq lists its product as uncharacterized. The record is from RefSeq and is a predicted model, not a curated record. Lineage: Eukaryota; Metazoa; Arthropoda; Insecta; Coleoptera; Buprestidae. Bases 236 to 1561 code for a protein of 441 amino acids. The transcript has 6 exons.